CCAUGCCCUCAUUUUCAACCCUACCACAUGUUUGGCUGAGCCUCCUCCUCUUCCUCUCGUACCACUCCCUUGUCCUCUCCUGUCAGAUUGGCACCAGCAGCCAGUGUCAGUCUGCUCCUUUUGUACCAGGCUACAACCUGGUGGGAGAGGGCUUUGAUGUGGUCACCUCACGGAGAAAAGGAGCCUACAUGGUUGAUGUUCGGACCUACCUCACUCCAAAGGGAACCUGUACUCUCUGCUCCAACCCCCUUCAAGGCAACAAGCUGCAAAAACUUCCAGUCUCAGCAGUGGACUGGCGCCCAUUCAGCCGCUGCAAUGUUCAUUUGCACAGCAGCAGACACACCUCUAUCAGCUCACUGGUUGGAACAUACACCUACCAGGACAGCAGUGACUGGAAGGUUGGACUAGAUUUUAAGAAGUAUGUCGGCCUGGAGGUGGGGGGAACACGUUCCACUGCGUAUAACUUUGCCACAGCCAGAAGCAGAGAGGACCGCUACACCUUCAGCACACACAGAGCCACAUGUAGCCAUUACAGUUACCGUGUGUCAACCAAACCGCCCCUCAGCUCUGAGUUCGGCAGUGAUUUGGAGAGACUGCCUGCUUACUACAGCUAUUCAACAAGGGCCCAGUACAGACGGAUCAUAGAGACCUACGGAACACAUUAUAUCCGCCAGGUGUAUCUUGGGGGGCGAUACAGGCGAGUCACAGCUACACGUACCUGUUUGUCCAGGUUGAAUGGUCUGUCCUCACAGCAGGCACAUGACUGCUUAUCACUGGGUGUAAAUGUAGGCCUGGGGAAAUUCAAACUGCCUGCUAGCAAAAAGUUCUGCACCAAGAUCCUACAGAACCAGGGUGUCUCCAGCUUAUACAGCUCUGGUCUCCACCAACAUUAUACAGAGGUGGUAGGAGGCACCGGCUGGGUGGGUGAGUUUUCUCUCCUCCGUGAUGACUCCCUGGGCUAUCGUAAUUGGCUGAAAACCCUCAAAGACCACCCUGAUGUUGUCCGGUAUUCUCUAAGACCAAUGUAUGAGCUGGUGCCAUACUGGUCAAAAAGGAUCGGACUGAAGGCUGCCACAGAGCAGUACUUAAAAGACAACAGCAUCAGGAGCUCAACCAGACAACCAUACUGUGGCUACAGUAUCCCCAACCUGGAUAACCAAUGCUGCCCUAAACAGGCCUGGAGAGGAACACUGGUGGUGACCAUUGUCCGAGCCUGGCGUCUGAAAGGAGAUUUUUGGGGCAAGACUGAGGGGUAUGUCAAGAUGUGGUACGGUUCUAUCUACCGCAAGACCCGUGUGAUCAGGUCAAACUACCCUCGCUGGAACGCUCGCUACUAUCUGGGCAAGGUGGACACUCACCCUGGUCUGAGGAUCGAGGUGUGGGAUGAAGACUGGGGCAGGGACGACCGUCUGGGAUCAUGUGUGAGGUACCUGAGCCAGGGGACACACAGAUUCACCUGCCCAGCCAAGAGAGGUGGCGUUGAGAUUGUAUACACUCUGACCUGCGACCGUCACCUGACCGGGAACAGGUGUGACAAAUACAAACCAACUCCAUAGUGAGAUAUGCAUUCUGGGUAUUCUAUGCAAAUAUUGCUGGCUUUUCU
Scomber scombrus (Atlantic mackerel) is the source of this 1603-nucleotide messenger RNA. RefSeq names its product perforin-1-like. The transcript has 9 exons. Bases 3 to 1556 code for a protein of 517 amino acids. The record is from RefSeq and is a predicted model, not a curated record. NCBI's taxonomy places the organism in Eukaryota, Metazoa, Chordata, Actinopteri, Scombriformes, Scombridae.